GGUGCACCUAACCUCACAAAAAUCUUAAAUCAAAUUAACCUAACCUAAAAUUUUUUUAGAAAAAGUGAAAUAUUUGCAAUAAAAUCUUUAAUGUAAUACUGUUUAUAAUUAUGGAAACUGUAGAAAAAGAAGACGAGGAAAAUGAUUUUUACAAAAAUGCCGAAAAUUAUUGGGCUGAAAUACCAGCGACUGUUCAAGGAAUGCUGGGUGGAUUUGGUCAUAUAUCCCGCGUGGAUAUUCAAGGGUCAAAGCAAUUUUUAAAGCACCUGUUCCAAUUAAAAAAACCACCAGGAAAAACAUAUGCGUGUGAUUGUGGGGCAGGAAUUGGAAGAAUCACAAAAUAUUUAUUAUCGAAUAUCUUCGACAAAGUCGAUUUAGUAGAACAAAAUUCUAAUUUUUUAGAUCAAGCUAAAGAAUAUUUAGGACCAACCGUUUUAAGUAAAAUAGGAGAAUUUAAUCCAUGCGGCUUACAAAAUUUUUCGCCCGAAGCAAACAGAUACGACAUCAUUUGGUGUCAGUGGGUUUUAGGACAUUUAACUGAAGAAGAUUUAAUUUAUUUUAUACAAAAAUGCAGUGAAAGUUUAAGAGAAAAUGGAGUGAUUAUUAUAAAAGAAAAUGUAACUUCUUCGGGUGCAGUUGAAGAUGAUGAAAAAGACUCCUCAGUUACAAGACCUUUUUCUAUGUAUAUGGAUAUAUUUAAAAAAGCUAAUGUGAAUUGUUUUAAAAAAAUAAAACAAACUAGUUUUCCAAAAGAAUUAUACCCUGUAUACAUGUUUGCGUUACGUAAAAUCACUUAAAUAAAUUGUAUUUAUUUACA
Onthophagus taurus is the source of this 817-nucleotide messenger RNA. RefSeq names its product N-terminal methyltransferase (gene Ntmt). Lineage: Eukaryota; Metazoa; Arthropoda; Insecta; Coleoptera; Scarabaeidae. Gene Ontology annotation, molecular function: N-terminal protein N-methyltransferase activity. Gene Ontology annotation, cellular component: cytoplasm. Gene Ontology annotation, biological process: N-terminal protein amino acid methylation. The record is from RefSeq and is a predicted model, not a curated record.